ACAGAUUACAACAAUAAUUUCAGUGGAACCAGUAUUCGCCCCAGUCGCUAUUCCCGGCUUUAAACAUAAUUACACAGACGCAGAGGGCAUGUGCUGCCGCUCAUGUUACCUUUGGUAGAUAGACUACAGCUGGGCGGUCCUUUGACGACAUGAGGCUACAAAGUCACUAGAGAACAAAGUUUGAAAUGAGUCCCUGCAAAACAAACCUGUACAACACAAACUGAGCGCGCGACCAAUAAUGGAUUCAGCCAAGCGGGAUGAACACAUGAGCGAGCACGCCGCCAACCUACUGGGGACAGGACAACGGUCAAAACGGACACAAAACGCCACAAAAACAAAGUCAAGAUAUGUGAAAAUCCUCUUUGCGAUCCUUCUGCUCGCCUUGCUGGCUUUAAUUCUCACAGUCAUAUUUAUACUGAAACUUCGCUGCAGUGAUAAAGUUACUGAUAGCUGUAAAAAUCGCUGCAUAUCCAAAAGUCGUGAUGCUAAUGCAGCUUGCUACUGUGAUGCUGCAUGUGUAAAUGAAAGCAGCUGCUGUCAGGACUACAAGGAAGUGUGUGUGGAACCAAGUCAACGCUGGACAUGUUCUAAAUUCCGCUGCGGUGAGGAGCGCUUGGUGAACAGCCUCUGCUCCUGUUCUGCCGACUGUGUGAAAGUGGGUGACUGCUGCUUUAACUACAAGAGCACAUGUGAAGGUGCAAAAACUUGGCUUGAAGAGGACUGUGAGGACAUCAGGACUCCUCAAUGUCCUACUGGGUUUUCUAAACCGCCACUGCUGCUGGUGUCUCUGGAUGGAUUCAGGGCAGGAUACAUGAAAGCGUACAGCAGCCUGCUUCCUGUCAUCAGCAAACUCAGGAAAUGUGGAACCUCCACGCCAUAUAUGCGACCUGCUUAUCCCACCAAGACCUUCCCAAAUCAUUACACCAUAGUGACAGGUCUAUAUCCAGAGUCACAUGGAAUUGUGGACAAUAAGAUGUAUGAUGUCACUCGCAAUGCCUCUUUCAGUUUGAAAGUUGAUGAGAAAUUCAACCCCUCAUGGUACCUGGGUGAACCAGUUUGGCUCACAGCCAUGAGAAACAAACUAAAAACGGCAACUUGCUUCUGGCCUGGAUCCGAUGUGAAAGUCAAUGGACAAUACCCAAAUUUCUGGAUGAAGUAUAAGAGGGAAAUUCCUUUUGAAAAGAGGAUUGCACAAAUCUUUGAAUGGUUGCAUUUACCCAAAGGAGAAAGGCCAGACUUUUACACCUUAUACUUUGAAGAGCCUGAUGCUUCCGGUCAUAAAUAUGGACCAAUGAGUAGCCAGGUAAUUGAGGCUUUACUGAAUGUUGACAGACUUAUUGGCUUGUUGAUGAACGGUCUCAAGGAAAGACAGUUGCACAAAUGUGUCAACCUGGUUCUGGUCUCUGACCACGGGAUGGAAGAAGCGUCAUGUAAGAAAGCUGCGUAUGUCUCCGAUUAUCUGGAUAACAUUGAUGACAUCACUGUCAUCCAGGGCCCUGCAGCGAGAGUCCGGCCCAGACGUGUGCCUGAUGAGUUCUUCUCCUUUGAUUAUGAAGGUCUGGUGAAGAACCUUUCGUGCAGAGAUCCUGAUCAGCCAAUGAGACCGUAUCUGAAAGAGCACCUCCCCAAACGGCUUCACUUUGCAAAUAGCAUCCGUAUAGAAAGAGCACAUCUCUACAUGCAGCCGCAGUGGCAAGCAGCACUCAAACCGAGUGAAAUUAAAUACUGCACUGGUGGCUUCCAUGGUUCAGAUAAUGUCUUCAAGAGUAUGCAGGCCAUUUUUAUCGGGUAUGGACCAGGAAUCCAUUAUAAGACGACUGUGGCUCCCUUCGAGAACAUUGAAGUCUACAACCUCUUAUGUGAUUUGUUGGGUGUUCCUCCUGCUCCCAAUAAUGGCACCCAUGGCAGUUUAAACCAUCUGCUGAAGAACCCACCCCAUCAGCCGGUGUACCCUGCAGAACGCUCGGCUCCAUCCGUGUGUGUUAGCGUGACCCCAAUUGACCCCCGGGACUGCACUUGUGACUCCCUUACUGAGGUUGAGGUGAACCAACUGAACCAGCAUCUCAUAAACUCAAAUUCAAACAGCAACAUCAAGCCUCUUCAUCUGCCUUACGGAAUCCCGCGUGUCCUUCAGGAGCAGUCUGAUUACUGUGUACUCCAGCAAAGUGCGUACAUCAGCGGAUACAGCAGAAACAUCCUGAUGCCCCUCUGGGUUUCAUACUCUUUGAAUGCAACGGUUAGCAUCCAUCCCUCAGCAGACACGUGUGUGCGUGCUGAUGUGCGUGUGCAGGCCGGUUCGAGACAGUCCUGCUCAUUAUAUAAGAACAAUUCAACUCUGACCUUUGGCCUUCUGCAUCCACCCAACUUCAGCCCUACAGGAACUGAGCCAGACUCCUUAAUUACAAGCAACAUGGUGCCCAUGUUUCCAGCUUUCAAAGAUAUUUGGAAUCACUUCCACAAUGUUCUGCUGGUGAAGUAUUCACAAGAGCUGAAUGGUGUAAACGUUGUGAGCGGACCAAUAUUCGAUAACGACUUUGAUGGGAAUUAUGACUUCUUGAACAAGAGAUCCCCGAAUGGGCCGCCCAUCCCUACACAUUUCUUUGUGAUUCUUACAAGUUGUAAGAACUCGUCCCUUCCUAUGCGACAGUGUGAUGGCCCUCUAGAUGCUGUGUCUUUCAUUCUUCCUCAUCGACCUGAUCGUCUGGAAACAUGUCAUAAUGGCACAGACUACUCAUGGCUACAGGACUGGGUUCAGCUUCAUGUGGCGCGAAUCAGAGACAUUGAGCUUCUGACAGGCUUGAGCUUUUAUCAUGACCGGAUAUCUGUUGCUGAAACGUUACAACUCAAGACCACACUCAAAACGUUUUAGGAACCUCAUUUUGCUGCAUCUGCAGGCCACAUUCAGAAUGGAUUUUUUCAACAUUAAAAUGCAGCUGAGCUUUACCAGACUCUGAAACAAACACACAAGUUCAUCCAGAGAGUCUUUCAACUCCUAAAAUGAAAAAACAAAACCCUUUAUGAUCUCUGCUGUAAUGAAAUCUUUAUUCUCAGAGGCGAUCUAUUUAUAUAAUUGGAGAAGAGCUGACUGUACUAGAAACUGCCCAGCAAUCUUAGAGUAACUAAAAUUCUGUUUUUCAAAAAAAAAAAAAAAAGGACACAUAUGUUAGUGAUUUGUGGUUAGAGUUGAUUCUGCAUUCAGCCAGUUCAAAAAAGAAAAAGUACCUAAAAAAAAGAAACCGUAUCAAGAGGUUUGGAAAGCCAAACAGGAAUCACUCUCAAAGUGUCACUUGCUAUACAUUGUUUUAUUAAAUUGUUCUACAACAAAUGAAGCAAAUGCUCUUUCCAGCAGUUUGUAACAUGUCCAAGCUGAUUCAAGAUUUAAUUACUCUAGUAUAAUAGUGGAUUUUACUCCUCCUUCAGGUCAGAAUGCAUAAUUACAUCGACAAAAGAAGCAAAAUGUAUGUCACUGUGUAUUAUUUUCUGAUGAUUUAAUUGAUUCACUCUCUCAGGUCAGUUUUGAUAUUAAUAAAUCUGCAUCAACAUUCUUAUUACAUUUGUAUGGUACUUUUGUUAUUCAAGGUUUAUGAUGUGUAAGCAGCGAUUAGCAUGUUACAUGUCUCAUUUGGUGUAUAAUGAUUAAAUAUUUAAUAUUUGUGUA
This is a messenger RNA of Ctenopharyngodon idella (grass carp), 3658 nucleotides long. It is a transcript of the gene enpp1, whose product is annotated as ectonucleotide pyrophosphatase/phosphodiesterase 1. The record is from RefSeq and is a predicted model, not a curated record. Gene Ontology annotation, biological process: nucleoside triphosphate catabolic process; negative regulation of fat cell differentiation; inorganic diphosphate transport. Gene Ontology annotation, molecular function: dinucleotide phosphatase activity; metal ion binding; phosphodiesterase I activity. The transcript is spliced from 25 exons. The coding region runs from base 239 to 2869 and encodes 876 amino acids. Gene Ontology annotation, cellular component: cell surface. Lineage: Eukaryota; Metazoa; Chordata; Actinopteri; Cypriniformes; Xenocyprididae.